Molecule: messenger RNA, 102 nt
Organism: Caenorhabditis briggsae
Lineage: Eukaryota; Metazoa; Nematoda; Chromadorea; Rhabditida; Rhabditidae
Exons: 2
Coding region: 1-102 (33 amino acids)
Source: RefSeq, a predicted model, not a curated record
AUGCGCCGCACUUUGCAGUUUUCGGUUAGAGAGCACGCAUAUUGGAGAGACACCGACACACAGCGAAGGAAAACAAAUAAACGGAGAGAAAAGGGACAGUAA